Messenger RNA from Trifolium pratense (red clover), 726 nucleotides. Its product is annotated as pentatricopeptide repeat-containing protein At4g02750-like. The transcript has a single exon. The record is from RefSeq and is a predicted model, not a curated record. Gene Ontology annotation, molecular function: protein binding; RNA binding. NCBI's taxonomy places the organism in Eukaryota, Viridiplantae, Streptophyta, Magnoliopsida, Fabales, Fabaceae. Bases 1 to 726 code for a protein of 241 amino acids. Gene Ontology annotation, biological process: RNA modification.
AUGUAUGCCAAAUGUGGAAGCAUAGAUGCAGCAACAGAAGUUUUCUGUACAGUGCCAGAGAGAAAUCUGAUUACUUGGAAUUCUAUGAUUGCAGGGUAUGCUGCUAAUGGUAGAGCAAAUCAAGCCAUCAAUGUAUUUGUCCAGAUGAGAAAAAUGGGAUUUAAGCCAGAUAAUAUCACAUUUGUGAGUUUGUUGACAGCUUGCAGCCAUGGUGGUUUAAUUUCUGAAGGUCGAGAAUAUUUUGACAACAUGGAGAUGAACUAUGGGAUAAAACCCCAAAGAGGACAUUAUGCAUGCAUGGUUGAUCUACUAGGUCGAACUGGACUCGUGGAAGAAGCGUACGAGUUAAUAACAAAUAUGCCAAUGCAACCUUGUGAGGCUGCUUGGGGAGCCCUUUUAAAUGCUUGUAGAAUGAAUGGCAAUGUUGAGCUUGCAAGAUUGUCGGCGCAAAAUCUUCUAAGCUUGUAUCCUGAAGACAGUGGAAUAUAUGUGCUGAUGGCAAAUACUUGUGCUAAUGAUCGAAAAUGGAGUGAUGUAAGGAGGGUAAGAAGUUUGAUGAGAGACAAGGGUGUGAAGAAGAUUCCUGGUCAUAGCUUAAUAGAGAUGGAUGGUGAGUUUAUAGUGUUUUUGGUGGCUGAUGAAUCACACCCUCAAUCUGAGGAGAUCUACAAAGUACUGGAUGAAAUGCUUUUGUUUUCAAAAUUGGAAGAUAGUUGUGAGUUAUAG